AUGGGUUCCCAUGCAAUCCCACAUGAAUUUCCUGAAAGGGUAUCCAUUUAUUGUUCUAGAUAUGUUCGAUGCAUAAAGUAUGUUGUACCUAAAAAUGGCGACCUUUCGUCUAAAUGUACGGCAUCGGGAAAAUUCGUGGAUGGUGAAUUCAUCCCAAGCAUAAAUAACAACAAACACAACCAUGAUUCAGAUCCUUGUUUGGAAGAUGAUAGAGAUUUUCGCAAAAAUCUAAAAGAUGCCAGCAAAAAUUUCGGUCUAUCCACAAAACGGAUCUAUAUUACUUCGGAAAUCCAAGAUCCAGAUGCAGCAUCUAGAAAUCCAUUUCAGAAGUGUAGAAGGUCUAUCCAGAAAUACAAAAAAAAUGAGCAGCCUUUAGCGACUAAUAUUUCUUGUAAUAAACCAAAUGUCAUCGAAGCUUUUGCACAGUCUUUAAUGUUGAAUAUAAAUAAAAGUGAAUUAGCCUAUGGGAGAGAUAACCGGUGGAAAAUUUCUGCCAGUUAUGAAAAAUUUACUUUUAUUACUAACAAUAUUCACAAAGAAGCUCAAAAUAUUUAUCUAUUUGAUGCAGAUUUUCUAACUGACAUAAGUGAUUCCGUUGAAAAUAUUUUUAUUGACGCAACAUUUAAAGCUGUACCACAUUUUCAGAGAAAUAAUUUACAAUUAUUGACGAUAAUGGCCAAAGUUGAUGGACAAUGCCAAAGUAAAAGUGCUAUGAUCAAGCUACAGCUGUUGAAUCAAAUUUACAUGAACAAAUUAAUUAUAGGCUUCAUUCCUAAUUACAAUUAUCAGUAA
Messenger RNA from Microplitis demolitor, 792 nucleotides. RefSeq lists its product as uncharacterized. NCBI's taxonomy places the organism in Eukaryota, Metazoa, Arthropoda, Insecta, Hymenoptera, Braconidae. The transcript has 3 exons. The record is from RefSeq and is a predicted model, not a curated record. Bases 1 to 792 code for a protein of 263 amino acids.